Molecule: messenger RNA, 2392 nt
Organism: Capsicum annuum
Lineage: Eukaryota; Viridiplantae; Streptophyta; Magnoliopsida; Solanales; Solanaceae
Exons: 10
Coding region: 1112-1594 (160 amino acids)
Source: RefSeq, a predicted model, not a curated record
AUAAUUGUUGGUGAGUAGUCUCCAUCAAUAUAUUGUACCUUAUUUAAGACUUCACAUAGUUCUCUUGCUGCUAGCAUUUAAUGGUUUUUGUAUGUUCAUUUCAAUGAUAGGAAUUUGCAUGGUUAUUGAAAACAAAUUGUGAAUUUCAUAGUAAAAGGUUCAGGAUAUACAAGCACUCCCAGAGGUAUUUUUUAUUCUUCAUUCUUGCUGCACUCCCAAAGGGUAUGGGGCUACAGAAGAAUUAUGAAGAUCUCAAAAGACAAUUUCCAGGCAGUGAACAUCAUAAUUCUUCCGACGAAAAGAAUAAUAGUGCUCAAGAGGAUCUGAUUAAAGAAGUUACUCUUUUGGAGCUGAGGUUAUGUAUUUGGAGAAAUGUCUUCUUUCAAUGUACCAAAAAGAAUUUGCUAAGUAGUUAGAAUCAAUGUCUAUGAAGGAUGACAGAAGAAAAACCAGUUCAGCUCCCAAAGUAAGGAAACAUUCUGAAGUCAAGAAGCACAACAGGAACACAAAGGAAAGUGCAAUACGUAAUACUAGUCCUUCUCUGCCACCUGUUGGUAAUCCACCAGAAGAAUGUAAUGGGACAACGGGAAAUCCAAGCCUGGUUGAUACUACUGUUCUGAGAAGCCACUCAUCACUGUCUCACAAUGCUUCUGCUUUCAAACCUUCACCUCUAGUUGGAGUGCUUGCUGAUGCUGUAGAUUCGUAUCAUUCUUUGCCUUUAUCAAUGCUGGAGUACUCCAGCAUUGGAAAAAAAAUACAGAGAUACUACUUAUAUUAUUGCCAUUAUCUGUUUGUGAUGCAACUUACAAUGCCAAAUUGGAUCGUGUAAUUGCAACCAGCGUGCUCAGCCAUAUAUUUUCAGCUUGCUCACACCCCUUUGUUCAGCUAUGGUUACCCAUUCUCUCCAAUCUCAUUAUCAUCAUCAGUGCUGGAAUCUUUUCCUCAAGGUCAGAAUGAUAUGGGGGCUUUACAAUGUGAAGGAAGUUCUUAUUCAACACUGAAUAACCCUUUUCACAUUAAAGAGCUAAAAGAAUUUAGUGGAUCUUUUGUCACUAUGACUGAAGUGCAAGGGCUACGUCGAGAUAAACGGAGCUUAGAUGGUGUGUAACGCAUGUUACAACAUUUUAGAUAUCUAGUCUCGAAGUUGAAGGAAGUUGAUCCUAGAAAAAUGAGGCAUAAUAAGAAGCUGGCUUUCUGGAUUAACGUUCACAAUGCACUAGUGAUGCAUGAGUUCUUGGUUUAUGGGAUUCCACGAAGUACUCUUAAGAGAGUAUCUCAACUUCUCAAGGCUGCUUAUAACAUUGGAGGGAAUACAGUAAGUGUGGACAUGAUUCAGAGUUCUAUACUAGGGUGUCGAUUGCCCCGUCCUGGUCAGUGGAUUCAAUCAUUGUUGUUCCCAAAACAAAAAUUUAAGGCUGGAGAUGCAAGAAAAGGAUAUGCAAUAGAGCACUCAGACCCUCGUCUACGUUUUGCUCUAUGCUCAGGAAGCCAUUCUGAUGCUCUGCUUCGCUUGUACACACCCAAGAGAGUGUUCCAAGAGCUUGAAGUGGCUAAAGAAUACCUUCAGACAAACACAGUGAGGAAUCUCAUGUGAAUGAGGUUGAUUUGUGCCCUUCUAGUUCGAUGGAAAUGAUAGAGCUCGCAUUGCCUGAACAUUUCAUAAAGAAAUAUCAAGGAAGAAUGUGAAAGAAAAUUGAGUGGAUUCCUCACAACUUCACUUUCCGUUACCUAAUUUCACAUGAAUUGCUUGAGUCCGUCAUAUCCUUCUGAUCUAAUUCACUGUCAACGGUUUUGAAUGACAGUCAAUCACAGUAAGUGUAUCAAUAAAACAAGUUGAUCAGAAGAAUAUGAAGGAAAAUAGUUCAAGAUACUAUUUCAGCUACCGAGGCUGAAACAGGUUUGAAGCAGUUGUGAACGAGGCACAUUUAGCAGAUGGUUUUUGAGCUGCUAAUCUGAGAAGUGGCAUAGUAUGAUCCUUUAUUUUUCUUGGCACGCCCGUAUCAGCAGGUGCAGCAUAUACUUUGUAUUGAUUUUCAAAAUACAUUAAAACUGCAUGUACUUGUACUGGAUGCUUAAACACACGUGUAUCCAGCACGUACCCAUACAUAGUUGAUCGAGUCCAUGAAAUAUAAUGUGUGAUUCAACUGUAAUUUUCUCAUUGUAAUGAACGAGUUUGUAACAUGCGGAUCAAAAACUAAAUCACCAUUGGAUUUGAGCAGUUGUUCUAGAUAGCACAUGUAAGGCAAAAGCCCAAAAGGCUAGCAUAUACCGCCAUGGAAGGAAAUAUAUUGCCAAGAAAAUGUAUCUGGUCCAUCCGAUGGGUUGACUUUAUUUGUUUGUGUUGAGAAUACAACUAAAUGAUUAAAUUGUGCUCUCAACAGCAUAAUCUUUU